AAUAACAGAUGUAUUAUGUCCAACACUCUCAAAGGAUUGAGAGACCUGGGUUCAGGAUUAUCAGCAGAGAUGAGUGGGGAGCAGUUGACCCGUUGUGGGUAAAGUUUCUCGCACUGCCCGUGCAACAUGUGUUCUUCGAGUAUACGAACACUGACGAAUGCACUAAUAGGGAGGAGUGUAUGGAGAUGAUCAGAAUUAUUCAGCGAUACAAUCUGAAGCUGAGAUCCAAUCCUGACAUACGUUACAAUUUCCUAAUUGCUUCUGAUGGCACUGUCUACGAGGGCCGCGGAUGGGACUCAGCUCCUCGACUGCCUCAAAAAUAUAGCAAUGUCAGGAGAAAAGCUCUUUACGUUGCCCUCAUAGGGAACUACAUAGAUACCAUGGAUCGUACAAGGUUGAAAUUUGAGCCGGCAACUUUUACUCCGCUCCAACGAGAAGCAUGGGAAGCUGAAUCGCCCCGAGGCCAGCUAGACUACUUAACAGACCCUGUGACAGCUGUGUUCUGUGGCCUGAGGACCAAUUCUAAAGGAUGCUCACACACAGACCACUGCAAGAUGCUCAUGAGAGACAUGCAAAGACGAGAUAUGGAGGCUGGCCUACCAGACAUAAGAUACAAUUUCUGUAUAGGCGGGGACGGAGAGGUGUAUGAAGGAAGAGGGUGGGCCUCGAGACCAUCUCUGCCUUCGAGGUACUCCAAGUGGGUCUCUCAUAGUCUUUAUAUAGCCUUCGUGGGUCCUCUGACAGCAGGAGGAAUACGCCCGAGUCAAAAAAUGGUCUUCCACAGAAACCUUCUUGUGGAGGCGGGACUAAGGGAUGAUAUUAUAAACAGGAAGUUUAUGUUUAUACUUCUGUACAAGAUAUAGGAAAUUGUGGAAUCAAGGUGAUUACUGGCUAGUAUCUUUUGGUGCUUUUAAAAAAUGAACUCAAACCUGUGAUUCAAAACUAAAAGUGGCGUGG
Messenger RNA from Macrosteles quadrilineatus (aster leafhopper), 957 nucleotides. Its product is annotated as peptidoglycan recognition protein 4-like. Gene Ontology annotation, biological process: peptidoglycan catabolic process. Lineage: Eukaryota; Metazoa; Arthropoda; Insecta; Hemiptera; Cicadellidae. Gene Ontology annotation, molecular function: N-acetylmuramoyl-L-alanine amidase activity; zinc ion binding. The transcript is spliced from 5 exons. The record is from RefSeq and is a predicted model, not a curated record. Bases 9 to 863 code for a protein of 284 amino acids.